AUAGCAAUGACUACGAUACCCUCUCCUCCUCUUUCUUGUCUCUCCACCAUCUUUCCUUAUCAACUCAAGACUCAUAAAGAUUCGCUCAUCUUCAUCAAAACCUAAAAAAAAAAAAAAUCAGAAAGAGUAAAAAAAACAUAAAACCAAUAGUGUAUCAGAUCUUGAUAUUAUGGAUCCUAUCCACGGUUUUAUGGGUACAACAAACAUAUCACAUAACACAAACCUUAUGAUCGCCGCCGCCACCACCACCACUACCUCCUCCUCCUCGUCGUCUUCCUCAGGCGGCUCGGCGACGAACCAGCUGAGUAGGUACGAGAAUCAGAAGAGAAGAGAUUGGAACACUUUUGGACAGUAUCUACGCAACCAUCGUCCGCCACUUUCUCUCUCCCGUUGCAGUGGUGCUCAUGUUCUUGAAUUCCUCAGGUACCUCGACCAAUUCGGCAAGACCAAGGUUCACACACAACUAUGUCCGUUCUUCGGACAUCCAAACCCACCAGCACCAUGUGCCUGUCCACUUCGACAAGCGUGGGGCAGUCUCGACGCACUCAUUGGCCGUCUUCGAGCCGCUUUUGAAGAGAAUGGUGGUUCACCAGAGACAAACCCUUUUGGUGCACGAGCCGUUCGGCUCUACCUAAGGGAAGUGCGUGACUCGCAGGCUAAAGCACGUGGGAUUAGCUAUGAAAAGAAGAAGCGGAAGCGACCUCCUCCGCCGCUGCCACCGCAUCAGCCGGUGAUUUCAAGUAGCCCUCAUUAGUAAUAAGUCAUAUCAGUAAGAUUUGUUUCAAUCAACUACGUACGUUUGUUUACUACUUUCAUAGUAUUUGUCAGUCAAUGACGAACAUGCACGAGUUACUAAAAGCUACAAGCCCUUUUUUU
Messenger RNA from Eutrema salsugineum, 876 nucleotides. Its product is annotated as protein LIGHT-DEPENDENT SHORT HYPOCOTYLS 4. Gene Ontology annotation, biological process: response to light stimulus; mRNA transcription. The record is from RefSeq and is a predicted model, not a curated record. The transcript is spliced from 2 exons. Gene Ontology annotation, cellular component: nucleus. NCBI's taxonomy places the organism in Eukaryota, Viridiplantae, Streptophyta, Magnoliopsida, Brassicales, Brassicaceae. Bases 170 to 754 code for a protein of 194 amino acids.